AUGAAUAAUAGUCUAUGUGAAAAUUUUGAUAUUUUGAGGAUGUAUUUACCUGAUAAUUUGGGCGUACCUGCAAAACUUGAAAUUAAAAGAAUUACAAAUUACGAUAAGUACUGCCCUAAUAAUAACUGCGAUACUGAUCUUGAUAAAAUUACGAUUGGAUUUUUAUGGUUACUUGAACAAUGUUAUUCUGCAUUCAAAAAUAAAAGUCAAGAUAUAAAUAGUGUUAAUGCAUUUUUUAUAUAUAUAAUUUCAUGGUUUAGUUACAAACUAAAGCAAAAUUUUAAUUAUACAAACACCCCAAUAAACGAUUUUUAUAAUCAACAUGUAAAAAAUAAUGAUAAAUAUAAAAGUUUUACAAGUCCUGCUUAUACAAUUGGAGAUCUUGGGGAAUUCAUGGAUGAACGAAAUGAUUUGCUGAAUAUUAAUAUUGAAGAUAUGUCUAAAUUUUAUGAUGCAUUAAAAUUAAUAUGUAGUAUGUAUAGUGAUGUUACAAUGACUAAACAUGACACACUGCCAACUAAUGCUAUUAUGUUUGUUAAAAAAUAUCAAGAACUUAACAAUGACUGUAAUAUUAAAGGUACCGCACGUAGUAAAAUAUUUUCUGCUUUAUCAACUGAUUAUAAUAAUUUAAAAGAAAAAUGUAAAGAUUUUAAAUCCCUUCCAGAGAUAACAGCAAACAUUUCUGCACUAACAUCUGGAGAUACAUCAUCAAGCUCGUCGAUAGGAAACAAAUUAUUUACAGUUUUAUCAAUAAUUGGUGCUAUAGCAUUUUUUUUAGGAAUUUCUUAUAAGUAUUCGUUAUUUGGGUUUCGGAAACGAUCUCAAAAACAAUAUUUAAGAGAAAAAAUAAAAAAUAUAAAGAAGAAAAUGAAUCAUUAA
Plasmodium yoelii is the source of this 879-nucleotide messenger RNA. Its product is annotated as PIR protein. Bases 1 to 879 code for a protein of 292 amino acids. NCBI's taxonomy places the organism in Eukaryota, Apicomplexa, Aconoidasida, Haemosporida, Plasmodiidae. The transcript is spliced from 3 exons. The record is from RefSeq and is a predicted model, not a curated record.